AUGAACUCCUCAGACCCACGGCACUUCUUCGAGUCGGACGCAGCUCAGAGCAACAGAGAGAGACGUGAUGCCAAAUCAAAGAACAAGUAUGGCACGCCCAUCGCUCUCAAGUCAAAGAUAGCAGCGGCAGCUUUAGAUCCCAACUCGCCGUCUGACAGCGUCUUUGUUGCCGAGUCUGUUGGUUCAGUGAGGAGAAUCAACAUUGAUAUCGAUGACACCAACAUGGUCUAUCGUGGGCCAUCUGCUCCUGUCACUUGCGUUGUGGUCGGCGGUCCGCAAAAUGAGACCGUAUUUGCCGGGUCUUGGGAUAAGAACAUCUGGUCCUGGAAUAUUGAGACGCGGCGGCCUGGAAUUAAAUUUGUUGGUCACUCGGACUUUGUGAAGGCUGUCGCCUGCGCCAAGAUCAGCGAGAAGCAUGUGCUUAUUAGUGGCGGCGCCGAUAAGAAGAUCAUUGUCUGGGAUAUUGCUACUGGAUCCCGCCUUCACACCUUGCAGGACUCCGUGACGAGCAUGCUCGCUGUGCAGUCCCUGGCCAUCGACCCCAUCAUGAGCUCAGGUGAGGAGCUCGUCGUCGUCAGCGCUGGGAGUGACCCACAUCUUCGGAGGUGGAAGGUUCGGCUGGACGGCUGGGAGCAGCUCCUCGACGCGGCGCCGGCAGCACCCAAUGUAGAGAGGAGGCUGCUCUCUGUACACGAGACGGGAGUGUACAAGAUCUUGUUCGACCGAGCUGGCGAUGAGAUCGAUCUGUGGACUGCCAGCGCGGACGGGACUGCCAGAUGCUUGUCCCGCGGCAAGGCUUUCACAACUGAAGACUGCCUGGAACAUGGAGACCACGUCCGCGCAGUGGGGGUGACGGAACAGUGGAUUAUCACUGCGGGAAGGGACGAGGACUUGAAAUGCUGGGACCGAACGUCUGGGGCGUUGUAUUGCGCCCUGGAGGGUCACUACGACGAAGUGACGGAUCUGGUUGUCCUUGAGAGAGGCAAGGGUCAUGAUGAGAGGCUUGUAAGCGUCAGCAUUGAUGGCACAGUACGAGUCUGGCCGCUGGGUAAGGCAGGACUCGACGCCGCGGUGGAGGAGCAAAGCAAGCCCCCGACCAAUGGAGCAGAAACUGAGCCUGCCAGGGUAGAGGAGCCUAACGGCAUGCUCACUGCCGAGGAGGAAGCCGAACUGGCCGAGCUGAUGGACGACUAG
Messenger RNA from Cryphonectria parasitica EP155, 1194 nucleotides. Its product is annotated as WD40 repeat-like protein. Gene Ontology annotation, cellular component: microtubule associated complex; cytoplasmic microtubule; nuclear envelope. The transcript has 3 exons. The coding region runs from base 1 to 1194 and encodes 397 amino acids. The record is from RefSeq and is a predicted model, not a curated record. Gene Ontology annotation, molecular function: microtubule plus-end binding; dynein complex binding. Gene Ontology annotation, biological process: nuclear migration; establishment of mitotic spindle orientation; vesicle transport along microtubule. NCBI's taxonomy places the organism in Eukaryota, Fungi, Ascomycota, Sordariomycetes, Diaporthales, Cryphonectriaceae.